AAAAAUUUGUUUAGGUACUUUUAUCAAAGUUCUUGUGAGAAAGCCCAAAGAAAGGGGAACAAACAAUAAACAACUAGAAAAAAAAAAGAAACGUUAGUAAAAAGAUCCUAAAGCAAAAAGUGACUUGUUGAUAUGGGCGUGUUCAGCUUCCUCGGUCACCCGGCUGUUACAUUUCCUUCCAGCUCACGCCCCGUACCGAACUGUGUUGGAGACAGAAGAAGGCAGUUUUAUUAUUUAUUAACUUUCUCAAAGUUUCCUCUGACUUUCUGGAAGAAGAUAAGGAUUGCUUUCUAUCUCAGAGGAUGUGGUUGUGGAUUUUGAUUGGCUCUGAUUUUAUCUCAAAGCUAUAUGGAUAUCAAAAUGGUAGAUUUCCAGAGGCAUGUGACUCAAUGUUACCUCAGCAUAGGGGAAGUGGAGGCACCUUUUUUCCUCCUCAGACCUCCGAACCUCCAUUUGCAGUUAGUUACGAACUUGGACAGAACACCAGAGACCCCGUCAAAGUUACACUCAAGAGCAAAGACUCGAGGAAAUUCACCGGCUUCAUGCUGCAGGCUCGUGAGAGUAGUUUGGGUGGCAAAGGCCCACCCGUUGGAAAAUUCAUCUCACUUGAUACCUCUAACACCUAUCUUCUGACAUGUGGUGGUUUAUCUGGGUCAUCAGUUAGUCAAGCAAACAGUCAACCCAAGUCUUUAUUCAGCGUCAACUGGACUGCACAGGGAGAGGAGAGAGACAUCAUCUUCAGGGCCACUUUCAGUCAAAGUUUCACAAUGUUCUGGGAGAAUGUCGGUGUCGAGUUUCUCAGACCCACAAGCACACUGGCACCAAGUCCUACGGAACCAACUGUUGCAUCAAGUACUGCAUCAAGUAUAGCAUCCAGUACCACAGCAAGUACUGCAUCUAGCACGGGUGGAUCAAGUACUGCAUCAAGUGCAUCACAUCUAACUUCAGCAGUAACUGACACAACUGUUUCUACUACAGAGACUGACUUUCAGGUAGUAAGCAUCUCGCUCAUGUGUCUAGACUGUGUUUUAGAGGGGGCAAAAACGAAAAUUUCCCUCAUAAUAACAGUCUCAUUUGCAAGCAGAAGCAGAUGUUUUCCUUAUAAACACAUUAAGAUGUCAGUGGUGGUGUUCUGCACUCUUUGUGUUGCAAAUUCUAUUUGUUCUUUAGUCCUUCUUGUCAUGACCACUUCCUAUAAAGUUUCUUUUGCUGCUCUUGCUGGUGCAGUGUUGGGAAUUAAUUUAAUCGAGUUUGUGAUUGCAUUGCUGCCUUUAGGACCCAGCCAUGAACUAAAUGAAGUCCUUGACCUUUUUGUUCAGGUGUGUUCUGUUCUCCAUCAUGUCUGCUCAAAUGCUCUCAUCUUCCUCGGAGUUAUCAGCUCGAUGGAUGACCGGGGGGAAAUCAUGACGACGUCAUGGCGUCUGUACGUAAUGGCUAUGUACACAGGAUGGAUGUUCUUGAGCCUUGUUUGGGAUGUUGGACUGACUGCUAACAAGGGAAGGAUAAAACAAAUGUGUAAAAAAGAUAAUUCACAAGGAAGUGGACCACAAAAAUAUAAGUCUGUAGUCCAAGUUUUCAUCACAGGUGUUUCUGUGAUGUUCUUGGUCGGGACCACAGCCUUUUCUGUAGCUGUUACUGUUGGACUGUUUGUGAUUCAGAAGAACUAGGCCAGGGAGGUCAGAAUGCAAUCCAGCACUUUCAAUUUCACUUAUUUGUCUUUCAAAUAUCAAUAAGCGCUUGCUGAAAACAUGAUACUUUCUUCACUUCUACAAACUUACUCUUUAAACUGUUAAAGUCUUACUCCAGCAUGCUUCUAUCUUAAACGCUGUAGCAGUGUAACCCAUGGGGGGGAUGCAUCAGAUGAUAAGAAUUGGCUCAAGAGGACCAGCCUACACCGAAGCACUGAUCUUUCUCCUGUUUGGGCGACCUUGUGGAGUGUGUGUGUGUUGUUUUUUUUGUGUUAACUGUUAUUGAAACUACUGUUCAUAUUAUUUACUCCGUUUUAUUUUAACAGCCUUCCUGGAGGGUGGUCAGAUUGAGCAUUACCUGAAUAUUAGCCUUGGCUGUGACUCAACAUGCUAUAACUUCCUUGUUCCUUGAACCCAAUUAGGGAACAGCUUUAGGUGGAACAUGAGUGCUGUUCUAGUCUUGUGCAAACAGCUAAUAAAAUAUGUGAUCACAAACAUAAAA
Molecule: messenger RNA, 2190 nt
Organism: Nothobranchius furzeri (turquoise killifish)
Lineage: Eukaryota; Metazoa; Chordata; Actinopteri; Cyprinodontiformes; Nothobranchiidae
Cellular component (GO): membrane
Source: RefSeq, a predicted model, not a curated record